Molecule: messenger RNA, 1968 nt
Organism: Exaiptasia diaphana
Lineage: Eukaryota; Metazoa; Cnidaria; Anthozoa; Actiniaria; Aiptasiidae
Product: ribosomal RNA-processing protein 14-C
Exons: 1
Coding region: 430-1404 (324 amino acids)
Biological process (GO): ribosomal large subunit biogenesis; ribosomal small subunit biogenesis
Cellular component (GO): nucleolus
Molecular function (GO): RNA binding; DNA binding
Source: RefSeq, a predicted model, not a curated record
ACCUUCUGUGCCAAGACAUCCUCAAAUCUUAUGGAUUUUAGUAGCUUUUUCUGCUUGUCUCGAAAGCGAUUAUCCUGUUCUGCACUUGUUCCCUAGAAAGAAAAAAUAUAGAUGUAUUUAGAUGUUGAUGUUUGCAGUAAGUACUCGAAAAGUUAACGAAACAAACUCGAUUUUUGCGUACCCUAAAGAACCCCGCAUCCGCCAUGUUAGUUCCUUCAAUGCGCUCAACUUCACGUGGUUGCUACCCAUAAGUCCGUAAGACAUUCUCAAACAAUCAAUAGUUGUUCGCUCAUGCGUAGAUAAUUUGUCGGAACUUAUCGGUUACUCAAAGAAUCAUUGUAUCCUAGAAGAGUCAAUAAUUAUGCGUAACUCAGUCGGAAACUUUCCGAAAGAAUAUCGAUCGUUAGAAAAUCUUGAAGCACAUGCAACAUGGCGGACGAACUUGCUUCAGAGUUGCAAAAGCGUUUGAAGGAACAUUCAACGUAUUUUAACUCGCUGGUCCGGCUUGUUCCUCCAAAAUUUUAUCUCCCCGAUGACGAAGAAGAGAAGAGUAAAAAGUUUUACAAAAAUCGCGGUAAAUCUGCUCCAAAACAAGAAAUAAAAGAAGCCUCGAGGAAGGCAAAGAAGAAGCGUUUAGAUCCAAGUCAAGCAAAAGAUGUAGUUGAUCUACAGGAACAAGGAGAAACAGUGAAUGAUAAGGUCGAUGAGAGCGAUUCUGAAGAUGAUAGCAAUAAUAACAGUAGAGGAUUUAGCGUCGAGAAGGUCCCAAGUGGAAAGAUUGCGGAUUUGCGAGCAAGAUUACACGAGAGAAUACAAGCCUUACAAGGUAAAAGAAAACCUACAUCAGAAAAACACUCAAAUCGACCCAAGAAAAAGAUGAAGUCUGAGAUAAAGAGUGAUAAAAAGAAAAUCAAUCAAAUUACACAAUCAAAGAAAGAUCAGUUACACAAAGAAAAAAACACAGUCACAAAUGAUAAAGGUGAAGUUGUGUUUAGCAAGUUCGACUUCAUGGAACGAUCAAAAAACCCUAAGCAUGGUAGUAAAAUGAGAAAUUAUAAGAAUCUGAUUGCAAAAGCAGAAACAAGACAGAAAAAGAUAGAAGAAUUAAAGGGAAAGGAUGAAAGCAAAGCAAGGGAACUAGCAGAAAAGCAUGCAUGGGAAAGUGCAAUGGAAAAAGCCGAAGGAAACAAAGUAAAGGAUGACCCAAAACUUUUGAAAAAGAGUCUAAAGCGAAAAGAAAAAAUGAAAGCAAAAAGUAAAAAGCAGUGGGAUGCAAGGAAAGAACAACAAAAUAAACAAAUGGAAGAAAAACAAAAACGACGGCAGAAAAACUUGAAAGAACGCGCAGAAGCAAAGAAAGGGAAGAAAGGUGGAAAGGGAAGGAAACAUAKACCUGGAUUUUAAUAAAAUGAAUGGAAUAUAAAAAUUGAAAAUAAAUGGAAUUUACAGCACAUAAAUUGUGCUGCAAUAAAUUGUUGUUGUGAAAUUUAUAUUAGGUCUUUGCGCUCUUUGCUGGUUUCCUAAGAUUCAAAAUUGACAGCCAUGUUUGUGGUUUGAACAGUAGUUGUAGUACGACAAGAAUGGCCGUCAUUAGAUCAACAAAAAUCGGCAGUGGAAUUUUAUCAGACUUAACUGUGAAAUAGGAAUAAUGAGCCAUUUUCCUUUCUAUUUCAAAAUUACUGAAGAAAAUUGAACCAGGGGAAUAAUACAUCUUUACUCCGACGAAGGAUUAACAUCCGAAACGUCAGUAAGUUUUUCCACAUACUUUUUUACGGUGUUAAAUUUAUCUUUUUACAUAACUGAAUAAUACACCCCUUCUCCACAAGCAACUCUUUCCUCUGGGGUUCCAGUCUCAGGGUUCCAGUGACUGAUAGGAAAGGCUGGGUUUUAAUUCACAGACCAAACAACUACAGUGAACUUUCAGUAUGACAAUCACAACUUUUAAUCAAGUUAUUAAUGCUCAAAUUU